This is a messenger RNA of Saccharomyces mikatae IFO 1815, 687 nucleotides long. It is a transcript of the gene MGE1, whose product is annotated as mitochondrial nucleotide exchange factor MGE1. The coding region runs from base 1 to 687 and encodes 228 amino acids. Gene Ontology annotation, cellular component: PAM complex, Tim23 associated import motor. The record is from RefSeq and is a predicted model, not a curated record. Lineage: Eukaryota; Fungi; Ascomycota; Saccharomycetes; Saccharomycetales; Saccharomycetaceae. Gene Ontology annotation, biological process: protein folding; protein import into mitochondrial matrix. Gene Ontology annotation, molecular function: adenyl-nucleotide exchange factor activity; protein homodimerization activity; protein-folding chaperone binding. The transcript has a single exon.
AUGAGAGCAUUUUCAGCAGCAACCGUCAGGGCCACAACUAGGAAGUCGUUCAUCCCAAUGGCACCAAGAACACCUUUGAUGACAUCUUCGUUUGUGAGAGUAGGAACUCCACUGACAAGAUCGAGAUACUAUUCUGACGAAGCAAAAAAAGAAGAAGCCAAAGACGGCAGUGAAGAUUUAACUGAAGAACAAUCAGAACUCAAGAAGCUAGAGAGUCAGUUAAAUGCAAAGACCAAGGAAGCUUCUGAACUUAAAGACAGGUUAUUAAGAUCUGUGGCCGAUUUCAGGAACUUGCAGCAAGUCACUAAGAAAGAUAUUCAGAAAGCCAAAGACUUUGCUUUACAGAAAUUUGCUAAGGAUUUAUUAGAAUCCGUAGAUAACUUUGGCCAUGCAUUGAACGCUUUCAAAGAAGAAGACUUACAAAAAUCCAAGGAAAUCAGUGACUUGUAUACAGGUGUUAGGAUGACAAGAGAUGUUUUUGAAAACACUCUAAGAAAACACGGUAUUGAGAAAUUAGACCCUAUGGGAGAACCAUUUGAUCCUAAUAAACACGAAGCAACAUUUGAACUGCCACAACCUGAUAGGGAACCUGGUACUAUUUUCCAUGUACAACAACUAGGCUUCACCUUGAAUGACAGGGUCAUCAGACCAGCUAAAGUCGGCAUUGUUAAAGGCGAAGACAACUAA